Messenger RNA from Saccharomyces kudriavzevii IFO 1802, 1194 nucleotides. It is a transcript of the gene PFK27, whose product is annotated as 6-phosphofructo-2-kinase. Gene Ontology annotation, biological process: fructose 2,6-bisphosphate metabolic process; fructose metabolic process. The coding region runs from base 1 to 1194 and encodes 397 amino acids. The record is from RefSeq and is a predicted model, not a curated record. Gene Ontology annotation, cellular component: cytosol. NCBI's taxonomy places the organism in Eukaryota, Fungi, Ascomycota, Saccharomycetes, Saccharomycetales, Saccharomycetaceae. Gene Ontology annotation, molecular function: ATP binding; fructose-2,6-bisphosphate 2-phosphatase activity; 6-phosphofructo-2-kinase activity. The transcript has a single exon.
AUGACCGGUUCUUCCGAUUCAGAUUCUCAAGAUGGGUAUCUGACCUCCGAGUACAAUUCUUCGAAUUCUCUUUUUUCACUGAACAAUGGCAACAGCUAUUCCAGUGCUUCCCUCGAUAGAGCCACUUUAGAUUGUCAAGACUCUAGCUUCUUCGAUAACCACAAAAAUUCAUUGCUCUCUACAAAAGUACCCAGGUAUAUUUCUAACGACGCGUUACAUCUACCCAUCACCCUGAAUUACAAAAGAGACAACGACGACGUUACGUAUACGAAUGGGAAAGUAAACAAAUUCAUGAUUGUUUUGAUUGGUCUACCAGCUACUGGGAAAUCCACCAUUUCUUCCCAUCUGAUCCAGUGCUUGAAGAAUAAUCCGUUGACUAAUUCUUUACGCUGUGAAGUUUUCAACGCUGGUAAGAUAAGAAGGCAAAUUAGCUGCGCCACUAUCUCUAAACCUCUACUCCUGUCAAACACAUCAUCCGAAGACUUGUUCAAUCCGAAAAAUAACGACAAAAAGGAAACAUACGCCAGAAUCACGCUGCAGAAACUAUUCCACGAGAUUAACAGUGAUGAAUGUGAUGUAGCGAUUUUUGACGCGACAAAUUCUACCGUUGAAAGAAGAAAAUUCAUAUUCGAGGAGGUUUGUUCGUUCAAUACAGAUGUGCUCUCUACUUUCAAUCUCGUGCCCAUAAUUUUGCAGGUUUCGUGCUUCAAUAGAGAUUUCAUCAAAUACAAUAUCCACAAUAAAUCGUUCAACGAGGACUACCUGGACAAACCAUACGAACUGGCCAUCAAGGAUUUCGCGAAGAGGUUGAAACACUACUACGCCCAAUUCACACCUUUCUCUGUGGACGAAUUCAACCAAACCCAUCGUUAUAUCUGCCAGCAUGAAGAAAUCGAUACUAGCCUGUUUUUCUUCAACGUUAUCAAUGCCGGAAUCGUAAAGCCACACUCCUUAAACCAGAGCCACUACCCUUCGACUUGUGGCAAACAGAUCAAAGAUACUAUCAUGGUUAUUGAAAACUUUAUCAACCAUUAUUCUCAAAUGUUUGGUUUUGAAUAUAUCGAAGCUGUUAAAUUGUUCUUUGAAAGAUUCGAAAAUAGCUCUGAGGAAACUUUAACUGCUUUAGACUCUGUGGUCAACGAUGAAUUUUUCAAUGAUUUACAAAACCUCAUUGAAAAUAAUGGAUUUGCUUGA